AAAAUGUCUACUUUCGAAAAGGUUGUUGUCAUCGAUGGUAAGGGUCAUCUUCUCGGUCGUCUUGCUUCCAUCAUUGCCAAGCAAGCCCUCAAUGGUCAAAAGGUCGUUGUUGUCCGUUGUGAAGAAUUAAACGUCUCUGGUGAAUUUUUCCGUAACAAGUUAAAGUACCACGCUUAUCUCAAUAAGCGCUGUGUUGUCAACCCUCGUCGUGGUCCCUUUCACUUCCGUGCGCCCUCUCGUAUCCUCUAUAAGGCUAUUCGUGGUAUGAUCCCCCACAAGACUUCCCGUGGUGCCGCUGCCUUGGACCGUAUCAAGCUCUUCGAAGGUGUCCCUGCUCCCUAUGACCGUGUCAAGCGUAUGGUCGUUCCUGACGCUCUUCGUGUCCUCCGUCUUAAGCCUGGUCGCAAGUACACCACCAUCGGCCGUAUCUCCCACGAAGUUGGUUGGAAGUACCAAGAUGUUGUUGCCAAGCUCGAAGAAAAGCGUAAGGCCAAGUCUGCUGCUUACUAUCAACGCAAGGUCGCUCUUGCCGCCAUCCAAAAGAAGGCUGCCGAUGCCAAGGCUGAUGCUGUUAAGGAUAUCAAUGCUUCUAUUGCUGCCCUUGGUUACUAAACUUUUUUUUGAUGAGGAAAAGAAAGGAAGACGAGAAAUAAAAUGUUUAUUUAUAUAUUAAGGGUAUACAUGACGCUUCAAUUUCCUGUUGAAGGACGUCUCAAUUUAACUUUAUUCAAUUGAGAAUCUACUUCUCCUAGCAUUUCUUCCAACUCAUUCUUGCGUCUUUGUGAUCUCAAUAACCGUUUUGGAAGAUCACUAGACUGUUUAUAUAAAAGUGU
Messenger RNA from Rhizopus microsporus ATCC 52813, 833 nucleotides. RefSeq names its product ribosomal protein L13. Gene Ontology annotation, cellular component: ribosome; cytosolic large ribosomal subunit. The coding region runs from base 4 to 612 and encodes 202 amino acids. Gene Ontology annotation, molecular function: structural constituent of ribosome; mRNA binding. Lineage: Eukaryota; Fungi; Mucoromycota; Mucoromycetes; Mucorales; Rhizopodaceae. The transcript has 3 exons. Gene Ontology annotation, biological process: translation; negative regulation of translation. The record is from RefSeq and is a predicted model, not a curated record.